AUGAAUUUGGACAUGGCUAAUAUAAUAUUCUCUAUAUUAGAUUUUUAGACUGUGUUUACAGGAUUUGUAUGCGCAUAUUUAUUAGUAAUAUCCGGUUGUUAAGAAAUUAACGAAUAAUACUAAGGAACAUAUUAUAUGCCUUUAUUUUUCUUGGCUUUGAAUUUAAUUAUUGCUGGUUUAGUUUCUUUAAUAAGUUUAAAACCAUUAGAUAAUGAAGUUGGAAUAGCUACAUAGAUAGCAAAAUCAAUUAAAAUCUAAAUCUUAAUUUGUAAUGGAAUUUCUAUGCUUUUCUUUUUAUUUUUUACUAUAUUUUUAAUGCCUUAAUAAUUCUCUAUAGGCGAAAAAAAACAACAUACUUUUUCACACCUAGAUAUUUCCAGAGCUGAUGCCAUCUGGUCUUUAAUUACAGGACUUUUCGCCUAAGGAUUUUUUUUAAUUUAUGCUGAAUAUAUGACUUCCCAUUAUCAUAAACCAGCUUAGUAUUAGGCUAAUAUUAGUAUUUUCUUUGCAUUUUUGUAUUUCUGUUUUGUAUGUCUUAUUGGUUAUUUGCUGGCUGGAUUUUUCGGUAUUGCUUGCUGUGCUAUGGGUUUAAUUACUGGACCUUUUUGCCUUAUUUCGAUUAAUAUUUUUGCAGGUUUUACUUCUGAAGCUUUCGCUAUGUCAGCUGUAGGAUGCGUUUUUAACGAGGUGAGAAAUAAGGUUUAUUAAUUAGCCUGGACUACUAAGAAUUAUAGUAUAUUCCCUCAAAUAAUAGUUGCUGUAGGAAUUCUUCUUGCAAACUUAAUAAGUGCAGGGGCUUCCCUUAUUAUUACUUAAGAAGAAGAAGUCUAUAUUUGGGAUGCCUAUGGACUUUUUGGUUUACUUAUAGGUGGUUCGAUUAUUUAUUUAAUCAAAGGAACUUCUACACUAGGAGUUAAAGAUGUAGCUGAAAAUUUAAAAAAUAAUUACGAUAAUGCUCCUUUUUAAGGGGAUGAUUCAAAUUUAAGGAAAGUUUAAACUUUAGUUUAUUCUUAAUAUAAUAAUGCCAUUUAUAAGGCUUCUUUUAACAUAGGAAUAGGUUUAUUCAAUAUUGCAUUUAUUGGUUUACUAUUAGGCUCUAAAGCAUUAAUAGCAUUUUUAUUAGGGAUGAAUCUUGUAGGAAUAUAUUUAGCCUUCAGUUCUUUAAUUAUAGGUUAUAGUACUAAAAAUGCUCGUGAAUAUAAUCGUAAUGUAGGAGAAUUAACAUAAGGAGAUGAGGUUCCUAUACAAACAGAUAUAGCAAAUACUGCAAUUGAGAAUGUUCCAGGAACUUCUCUUGUUAUUUAUUUGAUUUUCUUUUCUUUGGUUAUAUUAUUAGGAUCUAAGCAUUGGGCUUAAUAUGGAUUCUUUAGAAAAUGGGCUGAUGUAGACUAAAAUCUAUAAUUUAUUGCUGAUUCUACAACUGGAUGGACAGCUGCACCUUUAUCAGGUUUAGAAAAAACAAUUGAAAAUAUGUAAAAAAGUAUGCGAAAUGUUUUUGAUGGAGAAUAAUAAGACAAUUAAUAAGAUAAAUCAUUUUUUUAUUGAAAAAAAUA
Ichthyophthirius multifiliis is the source of this 1553-nucleotide messenger RNA. RefSeq names its product proton-pumping vacuolar pyrophosphatase, putative. Gene Ontology annotation, cellular component: membrane. The record is from RefSeq and is a predicted model, not a curated record. Lineage: Eukaryota; Ciliophora; Oligohymenophorea; Hymenostomatida. Gene Ontology annotation, molecular function: inorganic diphosphate phosphatase activity; diphosphate hydrolysis-driven proton transmembrane transporter activity. The transcript is spliced from 5 exons. Gene Ontology annotation, biological process: proton transmembrane transport.